Telopea speciosissima is the source of this 1859-nucleotide messenger RNA. RefSeq names its product long chain base biosynthesis protein 1b. Gene Ontology annotation, cellular component: endoplasmic reticulum. The transcript has 14 exons. Lineage: Eukaryota; Viridiplantae; Streptophyta; Magnoliopsida; Proteales; Proteaceae. The record is from RefSeq and is a predicted model, not a curated record. Gene Ontology annotation, molecular function: serine C-palmitoyltransferase activity; pyridoxal phosphate binding. The coding region runs from base 209 to 1660 and encodes 483 amino acids. Gene Ontology annotation, biological process: sphingosine biosynthetic process; ceramide biosynthetic process.
CGUUCUGUGUCCGUUCUGUGUGCGUUCACGACUGCGAUAUGAGAUCGAAAGUUGGCAUGUGGUGAUCUCAGAAGUCAAAGAAUCUCCAAAAGCCUCUCUGCUAGAUCUAAUCCCUCGCAACGGUUACAUCUUUCUUUGUGCUCGUAUUACACCCUCUAAAUUCUCGGAGUUCAGAUCUGAGAGAUCGUUUACAGUGGGCUCUAGGACAAUGGACUUUUCGGCUCUGAGUAUUCUGGGCAAUGCAUUAGGUUGGGUCAAAGUUACAUUUGAUGCUCCUCUUGCUCGAGCUGUUGUGUUUGGAGUUCAUAUUGAUGGGCAUCUUGUUGUGGAAGCUCUUCUACUGAUAGCCAUCCUUUUCCUACUACUCCAAAAGAGUUAUAAGCCCCCUAAACGACCUUUGACAGAGAAGGAAAUAGAUGAGCUUUGUGAAGAUUGGGUUCCUGAAUCUCUUAUUCCUCCUCUCACAGAUGAGAUGAAAUAUGAGUCCCCAGUAUUGGACAGUGCUGCAGGGCCACAUACGAUAAUUGACGGAAGGGAAGUUGUGAACUUUGCAUCAACAAAUUACCUUGGGCUGAUAGGAAAUGAGAAGUUACAUGAGUCAUGUACUGCAGCACUGGAAAAAUAUGGUGUUGGAUCUUGUGGUCCUCGUGGUUUCUAUGGAACAAUUGAUGUCCACAUUGAUUGCGAGGAAAGGAUUUCAAAGUUUUUGGGAACUCCUGAUUCAAUACUGUAUUCUUAUGGGAUUUCUACUAUGUUCAGUGCCAUUCCAGCCUUAUGCAAGAAAGGAGACAUCAUCGUAGCGGAUGAGGGUGUCCACUGGGCAAUACAAAAUGGUCUUUACCUUUCCAGAAGCACUGUUGUGUAUUUCAAGCACAAUGAUAUGGAGUCCUUGGGAAAUACAUUGGAGAAAAUUAUUCGAGAAAAUAAGCGAGCAACCAAGGUGCGGCGUUACAUCGUGAUUGAAGGUUUAUACCAGAAUUCUGGGCAAAUAGCUCCACUAGAUGUGAUUGUCAAAUUGAAAGAGAAGUAUCGAUUCCGUGUCUUAUUGGAUGAGAGCCACUCAAUUGGUGUGCUUGGAGAUUCAGGAAGAGGUCUUUGUGAACAUUAUGGAGUUCCGGUUGAGAAAAUUGAUGUUAUAACUGCUGCUAUGGGGAAUGCCUUGGCUACAGAUGGAGGAUUCUGCACUGGAAAUGUUAAAGUCGUAGAUCACCAACGUCUUGGUAGCUCAGGGUAUGUUUUCUCUGCAUCGUUGCCUCCUUAUCUUGCAAGUGCUGCUAUUGCUGCAAUUGAUAUCUUGGAAGAUAAUCCUCAUCUAAUCACAAAGCUCAAGCAAAACAUUACUCUAUUAUUGGAAGGUUUGUCGGACGUACCAGGCCUGUCAAUUGCAAGUAACCCACAAUCUCCCCUUGUCUUCCUCAAGCUAAAACGUACGACAGGGUCCUUAAAGAACGAUUUACAGCUGCUUGAAGAUAUUUCCGAUCGUAUGUUGAAGGAAGAUUCUGUGUUUGUAGUGGCUUCCAAAAGGUCUACACUUGAUAGGUGUCGCCUACCUGCUGGGAUCCGGUUAUUUGUUUCUGCUGCCCAUUCAGAAUCUGAUUUGCUGAGAGUGUCAGAGUCAUUAAAGAAAGUUGCAGCAUUAGUGCUGCCAGAUUACAACUAACAGGUGCACAUCUAUUUUUUUGUAUUUGCAAUCUUGUUUAUGUUGACAAUGAAGAAAGGUGAAGGAAGGCUGAUGGAAACUAAUAGAAUUUAAUUCCUUUUUUUGAUUGAUGCCAUACUUUUGUACUUGUAGCAUGUAUAUAGAGUUAAAACUAUUUCUGGGGUAAUGAUCAUUUAAAAGUUCCUUGUGUUUGAGAAAA